AUGCUUUCGGGACAAGUAAGUCGGGUCUUCGCACCUUCCACUCGUGAACGUCCAUCACAGAGUGUCUGAUGCAGCCCUGCGGCUGACCUUUGAAUCCGCGUGCCUCGGUCGCAGCUAUAUCAAUCGGCUCUUGCCUUUGCUCGUAGUGAGCCUGUCUAUGCUGGUAUUGCUGGGCAGAAGUCUGGCAUCUCAGUCACGCAAACAGCGCUCACGUGGUGCUGUUGCAGGCCUUGACCCUGCAGCAUCGUCAUUCACCAUCCAAAAUGACCGGGCGCCCUAUGGCCCCGAGGCGAAUGCGACGUCUUCGCGCAUCAGCACUGGCAUCUUCGCGCAGAAAGUUCCGUUUCCAAAAAGGAUUCUGUACUCGCUGCUGCCCUGGAACGCUUCCCGCCUAACACAGUGGGCCCCCAAGCAGCAUGUGGACGUCAAGGGAACCCAAAUGGCCGCUGCUCAGCUGCUAGUCUGGCAAACUGAGAACGCGGUGGUGAUUAACGAGGUCCAUCGCUCCUCCACCAAUGCAACCACACCAAAACAACAACAGCUUGAUCGCAAGUCGGAGCUAGCAAAAAGAGUCACCGAAAGCUUGGGAGGCGUGUUUGCUGCUGCUUUGUACGCUGCUGAUAUCUCCGCGCAAAGAUGGGCGUGGGUGGUCUUGUGGGUGAGUCGCAAGCGGUGGGUGCCUCCGCUGAACGGUCCGGCUGACUCAUUUCCUAACGACUUUGAACUGAUUCUCACAACGUCUCAGAGCUACAUUGCUCUGCUAGGAACGCUCUCGCUCGCGACGCGACGCGCUCUCUUCGCGCACAAGGGCGUCCCAAUACUCUUGGCAUUCGCAGUCUCUAUCCUCAAUCUGCGUUCAAGAGUUCUUGAUGAAGAGCGCAAAGCUUUGCCGGUGGCGCAAGUGGUGGUCAGCGGACUUCUAGCGCUGCCUACACUGUUUGCUCCACUGCAUGGGAAGCUUCCUCGCAGACUCAAAGCGAUUCAUGCAACCAUGACUGCGCGCAAUGAUUUUGCAGAGCCCGGGACAGCGCUGCCGAGCCCGCGCCUAGACGCUGUGGACGAGAGACCGAUUUCCGGGGUUGACGAGGAAACUCCUCUACUUGCCGCCGCGGCUCCGCAAGGCGGUUUAAGGCACGAACCGCAUGGACCCGAGCUGUCGAACGCUCGUCCAGAGCCUCGAGUGGAAGAUGAUAGACCAAUACCAAGUGCCCCAGCUGAGCCGGCCCCAUCGCCAGAAAAUCGCGCCAGUCUCUACUCUCGCGCCGCGUUUGGCUUCGUCACGCCCUCAAUCGUACGUCACUACAAGGAGCAAUUCACUCCGGAGACUGUCCCGGAUCUUCCUCCCGCCGAUCGUGCCGCAGCUUGCGUGGCAAGCUUCCGCGCUGGCGGCGCACGCGCAGAUGCUGAUGACCAAGAUCACCAACAACUGGCGCCCAGCUCAGCGCCUUUGGUCUGGCGAUUGCUCUCGCAUUUCAAGGGUCAGCUCCUCUUGCAGCAGAUUUUUGCGUUCAUCGCUGCGGUAGCCACCUUGACCCCUCCUAUCGGCCUGCGGCUCAUUCUGAGCUACAUUGCGGAGCGCGAUGCAAGCAAGCGAGGCUCGCAAGAGCCACGAACGAGCUUUCACAUGGCACGUGCGUAUUGGACUUCGCUGCAUCGUUGAGGAGUUACAGGAGCUGACGUAUGCUGGCCCGUCAACAGUCCUGUUCGUGGCCUUUCUCGGUCUUGGACAAGUCACGGCAUGCGUCACCAAUUCGCAGGCUCUGUGGGUCGGGCGCCGCAUCUGCAUUCGCCUCAGAGCCAUUCUCAUCUUUGAAAUCAUCGCCAAGACACUGAGGCGACGAGAGCUAGCUGGGACCCGCAAAGUGGAGGGCGAUGAUGACAAGAAGAACCAAGGCGACGAAAGCAGCGAUGAUGGGAAAGAUCACGAGAACGACUCAAAUGAACCUGCCGAUGCCGGCCAGGUUUCAAAUCUUGUCUCAGUCGAUGUGUUUAAGGUGAGUCGCGCAUUGUACAUACAUUGGUCAGCGAGUAUUCACUGAAACAAGUUGACUACAGGUCAGCGAGAUUGGGGCCUACCUCCACUUCCUUUUCCCGCAAGCACCUAUUGAGCUUGGUUUGGCGUCCUAUCUACUGAUCCGCCUACUGGGUCCAAGUGCAGUCAUUGGUCUUGGCGUUCUGUUGCUUAGUGUACCUCUGCAGACUUUGACAGCACGAUGGUUCACGAGGGUCUCGGACGAGCUCUUGCGCGCAACAGACAAGCGUCUGAACUUGACAACAGAGGUACUCAAUUGUAUGAGGACCAUCAAAAUGUUUCACUGGGAGAGAGCUUUCGAACACAAGCUCAUCGAGACUCGAAAUGCAGAGCUUAGAGUCUUGCUUAGGCGUGCUGUUGCAUGGCUUGCGAGUGCUUUGUCGUAUUUCGGAGCGCCGAUGCUCGUCACGUUGGCCACGUUGACAGUGCACACGCAAGUUUUCCAUAAUCCACUUCCUGCAGAAACGGCCUUCACAGCCCUGGCACUAUUCAACGCUCUUCGGAGUCCCAUCGACACUCUGCCGGACAUGAUCGCCAAUAUCCUCUCUACUUUCGUGUCCUUACGUCGCAUUGACCGAUUCUUGGCGGAGCAGGAGACAAGCAAGUAUGAGCAACUUUCACCUGAAUACGAGGACAAUCCCUCGCAAGACUCUGGAUCUCGGGUCGGAUUCUCGAAGGCGCGCUUCACCUACGACUACGAGGCCGACUUUGACGAGCUUGACGAGGAUGCACCUGUGCCCUUCAGCCUCGAAGUGGAUGUUCAAUUCCCCGAAGCUCUAAGUCUUGUUGUUGGACCUGUGGGGUCGGGCAAGACCACCUUGCUGAUUGCGUUGCUCGGAGAGUGUCGACAGCUGAGUGGAAGGGUCUACUGCCCUUGUCCUGUUGCCCGCGCUCUGGUGCGGCCCGACCCUCGAACCGGUCUCAGCGAGACCGUGGCGUACUGCCCGCAGACUCCCUGGCUUAUAGGAACAACUGUGAGAGAGAAUAUCCUCUUUGGGAACAAGUUCAACGAUCAGAGAUACGAAGCAGUCUUGAAAGCUUGCGCGCUCGAGGCAGAUCUCAAAGUCCUGGAGUACCACGACCUGACCGAAUGCGGCGAGCGUGGCGUGGUGAGUCAUGGCGUUCUGUACAGCAUCCUCUGUAUCUCGACGCUUAUCCCGCCCUUCCUUGAAACCUAUGAAGGCUCUCUCCGGAGGGCAAAAAGCCAGAAUCGUAAGUAGAGGCAGAGAGAAGCUUUAGCUGACGUCGAAUUAACAAAGCUGGGCGCUGAGACUCCCCGCAUUCGACCAGGCGCUUGCUCGAGCACUCUACUCCGACGCUCGAUAUGUCCUGAUCGAUGACGCACUCUCAGCUGUUGACGCACAUACCGCCAAAUUCCUUUAUCUUCACUGUUUGAAGGGGCCACUCAUGCAGGGUCGAACUGUCAUCGUGAGUGAUGACCUCGAGUCGCAGAGACAGACUGGUGUUUGCUGACUCCUCACCUGGCCCCUCCUGUUGAAGAUGGUCACGCACGCUGUCGCUUUGUGCUUGCCUGGCGCAUCGUUUGUCGUUGCCCUUGAAAACGGCCGCGUCCAAGCAGCGGGGAGCCCCGCGGAAGUGCGCGCUUCGGGCGCAUUAGACGACGAGAUCUCGAGCGGGGGAGAGGCAGCGACUGAAGAAGGCGAGAAGGAGCAAACGAUCGAGGAGCUCGAUGAGGGCGUCCGUGCCGCAGAGCGUGCUGAGAUCAAGAAGAAGCAGGCGAUGAAGAAAUCACACGUCAAUGAAGAGACGUACGCCAAAGGAAGCAUCGGCUUGGGAUCUUACAAACUUUACUUGCGUUCCUUUGCAAAGACUUUGACAGGGUGAGUGUCCAGAUUUGAGGCCGUCGUUCAAGACUUCGUUUAAGCUGACAAUUCCUUCCUUGCUCUAGUCUCGCCCUUUUUUGGAUUGUCACGAUCGUCGUCUUUGUCACGGUUAGGGCGACAGAUGUCGGUGCCGCAGCGUGGCUACGUCGAUGGGCAGCGCUAUACAGCGGAGGCCAGACAGAGGCCAAGAGCUCUGUGACUGCUGCAUCUGCGACCCCUUGGCAUAGUUUCUACUCGGCUCAACCGCUCAUGUUGCCUCCGAUUAAAGCCCUUCAGAAUGCCGCGAGUGCAGCAAUGCAGCUACCUAGCUUGAACGCCACACGAGCUCACACCGCGCCAGAAACGACAGCAUUGUCGCAACCAUCGCAAGAUCUAACAACAUACUAUCUCAGCAUCUACGCGAUUUUGAUUGGGUUGUAUAUCCUGCUCUGUCUCGUCAGAGAUGCCUUAAGCCAGUUGGGAGCGCUGGCAGCGUCUCGCGAGCUCCAUCAGCGCUUGCUCUCCGCGAUCCUCGCGGCUCCUCUUCAAUUUUUUGACAAGACACCUGUAGGAAGGAUUGUCAAUCGUUUUUCAAAAGACAUUGAGACCAUCGACCAGGAAGUCGCCAGCACGCUGUGCUUCUUCGUCGACGUCGUAUUGCAGGGCACCACAAUCCUCGUGGUCGCCGUCUUUGCAGUUCCAGCUUUCAUCGGCGCUGCUGCCCUAGUCGUCGCCACAACCUACUUCAUCGGCAGGCUCUACUUGACACCUUCUCGCGACCUGAAGCGUCUCGAGUCCAUCUCCAGGUCUCCAAUCUUUACCUUGGUCGGCGAGGUGCUCUCUGGUGCCGUCGUCAUUCGAGCGUGGGGAGAUGCGACUAGAUUUACCCGCCACUGCUUGAGGCUUGUAGACAAGGUGAGCAACACAGCCAUUGGAUUCAUCGACAGGGUCGUUGACGAUGGCUACGUUUUUUGUUGCUAGACAAACCGUCCUUUCUUCUUCCUAUGGUUGUGUAACCGCUGGCUCGCUGUCAGAGUUGACACAAUGUCUGCGGUAGUGACCGUCGGCAUUGCCGCUUUCCUUGUUGCCAACGAGCGAGUAGACGCAGCUCUGGCUGGCUUCACCCUUAGUUUCAGUAUUCAAGUGAGUCCUGCUGCGAUUCAUUUUGCCAGCGCGCUUCACCUAGCUCACGCUUGCGCUUCUUCGACAGCUUGUCGACGCAGUGCUUUGGAUCUUGCGCAUGGCUGUCGCAGCCGAGAUCGAAGCCAAUUCUGUUGAGCGGCUGGAAGAGUACAUGAAGCUGGCGCCAGAGGAGCCUGCUGGCGCAGGUUGGGAACCUCCAGCUGCGUGGCCUACAGACAGCGCUCAAAUCGUUAUCGAGAAUCUCUGCGCUCGAUACGCGCCUGAGCUUAAGCGCGUUCUUGACGGUGUUUCUUUCCAAGUGAGGGCUGGAGAGAAAAUUGGGAUCGUGGGGCGCACAGGAUCAGGCAAGAGCACCCUCAUUCUGGCUCUUCUACGAUUCCUGGAACGCGAAAGGGGUAGCAUCACUAUCGAGGGCAUCGAUGUAAGCGACGUGCCACUCGCCACUCUACGUGAUCGCCUAACGGUGAUCCCGCAAGACGCACAGCUCAUCAGCGGUACCGUCCGCUUCAACCUCGACCCGAUGAAUCGCUGCGAUGACGCCGAGAUAUGGGCGGCACUGGAGCGCUGUCAAUUGGCACCUCGCAAUACCCCUGCUGCGUCAAGAGCUGCAAGUCGCGCGGCGAGUAGGGCAGCAAGCCGUGCAGCAUCGCCAGUGCGCGAGCCAGAGGAUGGCGCGUCAGAGGACGGCGCCUCGACCACGGUGGUGACCAGUCUGGACAUGAAGGUCAGCCAGGGAACCCUUAGUGCUGGUCAAAGACAGCUCAUGGCGCUGGCUCGCGGGCUGCUCAAACUUCGUGACUCGCCGAUCCUGUUCUUGGACGAAUCGACAGCAAGUCUAGACGCUGCUUCGGAUGCUGCUUUCCAGCGUACGAUUCGCGAAGAGCAGGCGAGCCGGCGCCUUACAGUGCUGACUGUGGCUCAUAGGCUCAAGACCAUCAUAGACUACUCCAAGGUGUUGGUCCUCGCCAAUGGCAAAGUCUUGGAGUUCGAUACCCCUGCGAAUUUGCUGCGCAACGAGCACUCAGAGUUUAGAGCGCUGUGCGAGAGGUCCGGAGAGAUGGAUCUCUUGAGAGACAUGGCCUUCAACGCGGAGCGAGAAGCGACUGCUAAAACUACUUAG
Messenger RNA from Ceraceosorus bombacis, 6118 nucleotides. The record is from the annotation of a GenBank genome assembly. Lineage: Eukaryota; Fungi; Basidiomycota; Exobasidiomycetes; Ceraceosorales; Ceraceosoraceae.